UUCAACACUGUGCGCGCGGAUCCCGAACAGCGGAAAAGAAGCAAAAAACCAUUACAGGUCUCUGGAUAGAUUUCAAUUCAGGUAUUCACAUUCCUGGGAUUUUUAGGCCACCUUCCCGACUUGCUCCGGACGCGUUGGCUCGGAUGACUGCUGUUCCUUUUGGGAAUUCUCUCCUCGGAAACAUGAGCAAAUCUUCCUUGCUGGGGCAUGAGCUCCCAUCGCUGGCCCCAGCUCCGGGCCCCCAGGUCACGGCCGGGUCACCCAUCUUCCCUGAUGCGGAGCAGAGCACGGCCCUGUGCUUUGUGGGACUCCUGCUGGUGUUGCUGGUCUUCCUGCUGGUCCGUUGUGUCCGGAUCCUUCUCGACCCUUACAGCAGCAUGCCGGCCUCCUCGUGGACCGACCACAAGGACAGACGGGAGAGAGGGCAGUUUGAGUACGCUCUGGUGUGA
Molecule: messenger RNA, 449 nt
Organism: Electrophorus electricus (electric eel)
Lineage: Eukaryota; Metazoa; Chordata; Actinopteri; Gymnotiformes; Gymnotidae
Gene: ctxn1
Product: cortexin 1
Source: RefSeq, a predicted model, not a curated record